Messenger RNA from Hydra vulgaris (swiftwater hydra), 1127 nucleotides. RefSeq names its product mitochondrial S-adenosylmethionine carrier protein. The record is from RefSeq and is a predicted model, not a curated record. Lineage: Eukaryota; Metazoa; Cnidaria; Hydrozoa; Anthoathecata; Hydridae. Gene Ontology annotation, molecular function: S-adenosyl-L-methionine transmembrane transporter activity. Gene Ontology annotation, cellular component: mitochondrial inner membrane.
AUUAUAAGAAAAAAAGGAAAUGAAGCGAUUUAAAUAAGAUACAAUAAUUUUAUUCCAAUAAUAAAUAGAGAUUAAUGUUACUUUUUUCUAAGCGUGGAAAAUUUAACUAAAGAAUAUGACUAAGAAAUUUGACUAACGAAUGCAGUGGAUUUGUUUAAGAUAUCUUUAUUAAAAAAGUAUUGGUGAAAAUUUUUGCAGCUUUAUCAAAGAAGAUACAGUUAUGGGUGAGAGUAUAUCUGUGAAAAACCUGCUCAUUGCUGGCAGUUUUGCUGGUUUAUCAGGAGAUAUCAUUAUGUUUCCAUUGGAUACAAUCAAAACAAGGUUACAAUCAAGUGCAGGAUUUUGGAAAACUGGAGGGUUUUUUGGUAUAUACAGAGGCUUGGGUUCUACAGUUUUGGGUUCUGCACCUUCAAGUGCAACAUUUUUUUUGGCAUAUGAGUUGUCUAAAAAACACAUUCCACUAUCAUCUGAUUUAUCAAAGCACAUGUUUGCUGCCUGUUUAGGAGAAACUGCAUCUUGUUUUGUACGGAUUCCAUUUGAAGUUGUUAAACAACAUGCUCAAGUACAUCAUUCGAAAAUCAGUAGCGUUGGAGCUUUUAAAAUUAUUUUACAAACCUAUGGACUGAAAGGUUUUUCACGUGGAUAUUUAAGUAUGUUGAUUCGAGAGAUACCAUUUUCAUUAACGCAGAUGCCAAUAUGGGAAUUUCUUAAGAAACAAGUUUCUUUAUAUAAUGGAAGUGAUGUAACUGGUUUUGAAUCAGGCUUAUGUGGUUCGGUUGCCGGUGCUGUUAGUGCUGCUAUUACAACUCCACUUGAUGUUGCAAAAACAAGAAUUAUCCUUGCACAGAACACGUGUUUAAAGACAUCAAGUAAUCCUUUUCGUGUUGUAGUGCAGAUUUUUAAAAAUGAAGGAAUAAAGGGGAUUUUUGCCGGUAUUGUCCCUCGUGUUGUUUGGAUAUCAGUUGGUGGGUUUAUUUUUCUCGGUGCGUAUGAUGAGAUGAAAAUUUUAUUGAAUAAUCAAAACCAUCCAACAUAGUUGAUGAUCAUAUAGGAAGAAUUUUCAUUCACAUUCGCGAAUAUAUGUGAAAUAUGGAAAUUAAUAAUUUAGAAUUAAUUAAUUUAAAAAG